GCAAUUUACUGGGGGGGAAAUUUUGGAACGAAGUCCAUGAACCACCUGUGCAUACGCACAACCAGUGCCUUGGACUUUCUGCUUUGUUUGCUGAGGGAGCUGACAUCUGUUUCCCAGCCUGUCCGGAACCUCUGUACAGAUUCUGGGCUGGGAUGGCUGAGAAGUUGGAUAUCUAUUAACAGAAUGGACUCAUAGCCCUGCCACUCUGAGCUCGGAGGGUUCCUCUUUCAGACAGACUGGACAGCAAGGGAAGGGUGAGCUGCAUUCUGAGUGCACAGCAAGCAUGUGGCUCUGGCUGGCACUGGCCGUCCUGGCGUACUUCGUGAUACGAUGGUACCGGGAGAGGCAGACCGUGGACAACCUCAGGGAGAAACACGUCCUCAUCACGGGCUGCGACUCGGGCUUCGGGAACCAGCUCGCCCGGCAGCUGGAUCUCCUGGGGCUGCGCGUGUUGGCGGCCUGUCUCACGCAGGAGGGCGCAGACAAGAUGGAGGAGGUCACAUCUGAUCGGCUGAAAACCACCAUUCUCGACGUCACCAGCACGGAGAGUGUGGCGGCAGCAACUGAGUGGGUGAAGGAGCAAGUGGGCCACAGAGGUCUCUGGGGCUUAGUGAAUAAUGCAGGAAUUCUCCUCUUCAUGGGCCCCAAUGAGUGGCUGACCAAGGAUAACUUUAAGAAUGUCCUGGAGGUCAACCUGCUCGGGGCCGUUGAUGUGACGCUGCACUUGCUGCCCCUAUUGAGGAAAGCCCAAGGAAGAGUGGUCAAUGUAAGCAGCAUUGCUGGAAGAGUGGCUUACAGUGGAGGAGGCUACAGCCCUUCCAAAUUUGCACUGGAAGCGUUCUCAGAUAGCCUUAGACGUGAACUGCGUCCUUUUGGGGUCAAAGUCAGCAUCAUUGAGCCAGGCAAUUUUCAAACCGGAAUAAAAGUCCUGCCACCCACCAUCUUAUGGAAGAAAUUGCCUGCAGAGAUCAGAGAACUCUAUGGAGUGGAAUAUCUGAACAACUUUCACAAGAUGUUCUUUGGCUCCUGGUGGAUUAAUAAAGAUAUGCAUCUGGUCACAGACUGCAUGGAGCAUGCGCUGAUCUCCCGUUAUCCCCGCACCCGUUAUGCUGCUGGCUGGGAUUCCAAAUUUAUCUUCAUCCCCCUCUCUUACUUGCCAGCCUCUUGGGUGGACUACAUUACAACCUACAGUGGGGUGAAACCAGCGAAAGCUCUCUAUUGAUCAUGGUUUCUACAACAGCCAGAUCAUGCAAGUGCUGAAGAAUAUGGAUUCUUGCGAGGUGCCUUCUGCUUCCUUACCUGCCAAACAGGCACCUAGCCAAAGCUGGUUCUUACUUUCUCGUUUCUUCUUCACACAAAUGUUUGAAACACAAAAAUUGUACAUGAAAUCUGCAUCUGGCCCAACCCUGACCUCAAGCCUAACCCUGAAGAAUUUCCAGCAUUGUAACAUCCCAGUAACUGAAGGAUAUAUAACAUGUGAAGAUAAAAACAAUAUGAGAGCACAGUUUGGCCCAUGCACGAAGAUCUACAGGCGAGGGCUGUAUGUUGCCAUCUGACAAGAGGGGCAUUCCUUGGUGGGACCACCCCAGCCAGGGAAUGUUCCCAUCAGAGACUUCCAGAAGGUCCUGCUUUAACUGUGCAAUCUAGACAGCAUCGAGACCACCAGAAGAUUUCAGGAAAUAAUUCCAAAGUUGGACUUGGGAGCCUGACCUCAGAGCACCCCCCCCCCCCCCCCACAGCUGGCCCCAGAAGAGCUACAUGGGCUGCCAGGUUGCAGAUGUGACCUUGGGAAAAGGGUCCAUUCCAGGGAGAGGUGAGGAAAGAGGCACCACUGUGAUAUGAAGUAUUCUUCCCUCCCACUUCAAGGUACCUCCCUCAGAUGCCCAAAAUCGGGCAUCUAGCUGAGUUGGGAGGCAGGGGACACCCUGGCUUCCAUUGGAUGUGUGCAAUCCUCAAAAAGUGAAGGACUACACAUACCCUGACGGGAUUGUGCCUCUACUGUCCGUGCACAGCUAAUUCAAAGAGCUUUCUCAUUUUACCACACUUUUCAGAAGCAACUUUAAACUUCCUAAAUGUUUUGAUAGCAAUUGCAUAAUUUUGUGACGUUUACUUAUUGGUCAGAAAACUUGAACACCUACUUAUCAUGCAAAUAAUAAGAAGAAAAAUGUAUGAGGUAUGUUAGAAUUGUUUAUUGAAUCAAAGGAAGAAUGGAAGACACAUUUACACCAAAAAUAGCCCUAAGCCUUCAACUGUCUAAUCUAUACUGGCUACAACUUACUCCAUCAUGACAGCCACCACAGAAAUCCUGACCAACCAGCACCUCCUUGUUGAGUGAGGAACCCCAGUCCAGAACAAUGACCCAUCCAACUACCAACAGGCCCCACCCUAAGGUGCCGUAGAAGCAGAAGAUGCUCAGGCAUUGAAUAUUUUCUGGUCAACUAGGCCUGGUGGGAAAAUAACUAUGUAUACAGAAACAUAGAAACAGAGCAAGUCAGAAGGAGCCUCCCGGACCAUCUAGUCUGACCCCCGGCUCCAGCCG
This is a messenger RNA of Varanus komodoensis (Komodo dragon), 2539 nucleotides long. RefSeq names its product retinol dehydrogenase 7-like. Bases 284 to 1222 code for a protein of 312 amino acids. NCBI's taxonomy places the organism in Eukaryota, Metazoa, Chordata, Lepidosauria, Squamata, Varanidae. The transcript is spliced from 5 exons. The record is from RefSeq and is a predicted model, not a curated record.